Necator americanus (New World hookworm) is the source of this 852-nucleotide messenger RNA. RefSeq lists its product as uncharacterized. NCBI's taxonomy places the organism in Eukaryota, Metazoa, Nematoda, Chromadorea, Rhabditida, Ancylostomatidae. The coding region runs from base 1 to 852 and encodes 283 amino acids. The transcript is spliced from 8 exons. The record is from RefSeq and is a predicted model, not a curated record. Gene Ontology annotation, molecular function: arginine deiminase activity.
AUGGCUUCUGCCAGUGCACCCAUCAAGGAGGUUGCCAUGGCGGCAAAACGGAUUCUCAUGUGCCGUCCCACCUACUUUCAACUGACCUACUCGAUUAACCCAUGGAUGGAUAUGCGUAAAGGAGUGAACCGUUCCAAGGCAACCGAACAAUGGGAAACGUUAAAAACCACCCUAGAGAAUUGCGGUGCCCGAAUUGAAGUAAUGGAAGCUGAUGGAGCUGAAACUUUCCCAGAUAUGGUUUUCUCCGCUAAUGCUGCAGUUAUAAAGGGUAAUCGUGCUUAUUUGGCCAACUUUGCGCAUCCAGAACGGAAAGGAGAGAGAUAUUUUUUCGAGCAAUGGUUUACAAAGCAUGGGUACGAGUGCGUAGGCGAUUUGGAUAUUCCAUUUGAAGGAGCAGGUGAUGCUCUCUGGGGAGGUGCGGGUAAUCGAACCUUAUUCACCGGUGUAGGACCACGAACGGAUGUUCGUGCACUGAGAGAUUUAACCGAGAAAUUGGACGACGGCACAUCAUGGAAAGCACUUGGAUGUCGAUUAGUGGAUCCAAGGUUCUAUCAUAUCGAUACGGCAUUCUGUCCUCUUAAUGAAGAAUUAGCUAUGUACUACCCUUACGCGUUUGACCAUAUUAGUCAACAUAAUAUGCACAAUGAAACGGAUCUUUUACCGGUUUCUGACAGAGAAGCUCGAAAUUUUGCUUGCAAUGCUGUGGUGGUUGGACGAAAUGUGGUUAUGCAUCAUGAAAACGAUGAAAUUGCGGGUAAACUGGAAAAGCUUGGAUUCAGUGUGAAAUUUGUUGAUAUGAGCGAGUUCAUCAAGAGUGGAGGAUCUGCAAAAUGCUGCACACUAGCGAUCUGA